AUGAUAAUUGACCUGGAGCUGCCUGCUCGGUCUUUUACCCUGAUCGAGCCUUUUCCAACCGGCUACAUUCAGCGAGGGCCUGAUCAAGAUGUGGAUCCACAGGGUGUCUGUGUGGUCCGUGCUCACCUGGGUUGUUGUUUCCAUCGCUCGUCACCCAGCGACAGCUUUACUUCAGUACUCUACUACGGAACUUCUGUGACUCCGCUUUUGCUUGGCUGUCUCUCCACCUGUGGCUCUUUACCUCUAUCCAGACAUCGCUUUCAAGCCCCGCCGCAGUCCAAAACUCGUCGUCCUCCCCGCAAAACUGACCGGGCUGUUGACCACAACGUGCUGGCCCACCUUGUUAGGGCGGCUAAGCCUACUGUCAGACAUGGUAAUUCCAGUAUCAACUUUGGUCUAUUAAACAUCCGCUCUCUUACUGGUAAGGGGCAUCUCGUCCAGGAUCUCCUCUCAGACCGGCUCCAACCUGUGUUUGUGCUGCAUGGGAACGAUUUACACUUGGAUAUAGAGAAAGCUGUUGUACUUGACAAAAAGACUGACUUCUUCUGGAAGUUUAAUACCACUAAUUAUGUUGGUAAAAUCAGUUAUAAUAAAGAGGCAGUAUUGUUUGACAGCUAUGAAGGAAGAGCUGAUUUUUUUGGACAUAAUUACUCUUUGGUAUUAAAAAAUGUAAAACACGAUGACAGUGGAGAUUAUACUGCAGUAGUGACUGGGGGAAAAGAGCAAAGGGUAGGUGAAUUCAAGGUCAAAGUCCAAGAUCCAGUGUCUGCAGUUAAUCUGACAUUGACCUCCAGCAGCUCAGACUCCUGUAACCUGACUGUAACCUGCACUAUAGUGGACCUGAACAUCAGCCGUACUUUUAAAUGUGAUGCUCACAACUGCUCUCUGUUGGGAGAAAAUCUCAGCAGCACAGACAUGCUUUCCUCUCUGAUUGUUUACCUGCAGCAAGACACCGUCUUUUGUAAUCAUAGCAAUGAAGUAAGCUGGAAAAAUAGCACGAUGGUGCUAAAAUCUCAAUGUGACAUGAAGUCAGGCCACAUAGAUGCCAACAAUACUAUCGUGACUGUGUGUGUUGUGGUUGCCAUCAUCAUAAUCCUCGUUGUAGGUUAUAUUCAUCAUCGAACGAAACAAAAAAAUACCAGAGAAACCAUUGAAAACACAGUGUAUGCAGUUCCUGAGACCAGCAGCAGCAGAGGUGGACAGAGACAACUGUUACUUCAACAGAAGGUUGACAUCGAAGUAAAAAAUGAAAGGAAGAGAGACCAGCUGCACCAGAAGUUAGAGCAUUGUGUGCAUAUUCUAUCCAUGUGUUAUCCAAACAACACCACCUGUGGAACAGAGUCCAAUCAGUGAUGCUUCUCCAACAUCCACCUAUAGCUUUGUGAGACCUCACACUGGACCCAACGGAUCCACUGAGGCCAGAAGCAAAGCUUUGCCUGAGAGCUUGUAUGCCCAGGUAGAAAUUCAUCCCAGAUCCUAAAACC
This is a messenger RNA of Oreochromis aureus, 1484 nucleotides long. RefSeq lists its product as uncharacterized. The record is from RefSeq and is a predicted model, not a curated record. Lineage: Eukaryota; Metazoa; Chordata; Actinopteri; Cichliformes; Cichlidae. The transcript is spliced from 9 exons. Bases 1 to 1353 code for a protein of 450 amino acids.